GCGGUGCCUCGCGCUCCCUGGAUCAUGAGGAGCAACAUACUCCAGGCGGGAUACUAAUUGGUAUUACGAGCUGGGAGAGACAGAUUACUCUCACUUCAUCUCAAAAACAAGCAGCGUUCUGUUCCUCUCUGAAGGAUACUAUUUCAAGGAGUACGGAGUGUGCAGCUAAGCUGAGCUUUUUCACCACAGUUGUACCAUGGGAUGUAUUAAAUCCAAAGGCACAUUUGCGGCUUCAAACACAAUUUUGGACGAUGGAAGCAAGGCCCUUGGCACAUACAACGGGGGCUACGGCGGAGACGCCCCAUCUUUUAUCCAUGGAAGGCCUGGGGUAACUUCGUCCACAAGUACCGUCAUCCUGGACUUUGCCCACCGCCUCUCCCAAGAAAUUCUGGAUCAGGCCGUGAAGCAGUGGGCGGUGACGGAAAGCAAGUACAGUGACAUCCCCUUCAUCGAAAGCGACAUGCCAUGAAGGGCCGG
This is a messenger RNA of Euleptes europaea (tarantolino), 477 nucleotides long. It is a transcript of the gene AKAP19, whose product is annotated as chromosome 15 C2orf88 homolog. The coding region runs from base 197 to 469 and encodes 90 amino acids. NCBI's taxonomy places the organism in Eukaryota, Metazoa, Chordata, Lepidosauria, Squamata, Sphaerodactylidae. The record is from RefSeq and is a predicted model, not a curated record. Gene Ontology annotation, molecular function: protein kinase A regulatory subunit binding. The transcript has 2 exons.